AGUCUCUUGACUGAAAGCUCAUGAUCGUGACAAGCCUAGCUAGCAACAAAAUCAGUGGGAAAAUUAAGCAAUUUUCGGAUCACUUUUGCUUGACCUGCAGGCUUCUUGAUCGCGGAUAGCUAGCUAGCUAAGUAGAAUUCAUCAUGUCAAAUGUUUCCAAACCGCAAAAAAGUCAGAGAAACCCGAAGUGUGCCAGAUGCAGAAAUCAUGGAUUCAUUGUUCAACUCAAGGGACAUUCUGGGCAGUGUCAAUUUCUUAAAUGCAACUGUUGGAAAUGUUCUCUGGUUGCAGAGAGAACGAAAAUAAUGGCAUUCCAAAGACGGAUCAAGAAAACUAACAAAGAAGAAUCAGCACUUAAUUUGGCGUGGUCAAGGCCGGGUGAUACAGCGGUUGAUGGCACUUUGAGCGGCCGGGAGGAAAGCGCUCAUCUGCCCGACACAUCUGGGGUGAUGUCUCCUGGCCCUGGAACCCGUACAGAGACAGUCAUCAAGAUGCCACCACAACGGUUUAAAGAGGCAGACGGCAGGACCUAUGCGGAGAUGGAGGUCCCCAUGGCAGCAGUGGCCGACGACAAGUCUGCCAAGGAUGGCCUCGGCCCAUGGAACACCCCUGGAGGUGGUGAUCAUCGUGUGGAAGAUGGUCGUUAUGGGGCACCUUGGAGUGGGAUUCAGGAUGCGCCUUCAGUGAUGAGUCGAAGCGGCCCACAUUUCCCCAGCGACUAUGUUAUAGCGGAGGUUGGCGGCCAGAGAGACAUGUACUCUGGAGAAAUGGUGGCCAUGCAGUUCCCCUUCAAGUUCUACUCGCGUUACCCCAAUGGCUAUGCGGCUUGUCCGGCCAUUCUGGUGAACAUGCCGCUGCCACCACCAGGGUCUUUCAAGGUCGGACAUGGUCCAAUGGGUUUUCCUCACUUUCCACCACCUGGCCCGAUGCACUACCCACCUGAGCCAGGUCCUAUCAACGGUGGCAGAGCGCCCUUUGCCCCUCACCUCCCUGGCAGUGACAUUCGUCCUGGAAGCUACCCGGAGGAGCUGGUUCGGAGGUCGCAUCCACCACCACAGCCUUCUCUACCUAAGGACAGAGAACAUGGUACAGGUGGACAUCCCCAAAGCAGCCAAGGGGCAGAGGGCAGCUCAAUGGAAAACGACUCCUCUUCCCAGAACACUGUGUGAGGGCGAAGGCCAUGUGGUUGGCACCCUGACAGCCUUACCAUAUAUCCACUUGAGAAAAAUCAUCUUUACCCUUUCUGUUGUGUAAUUAUACGGCACCAAAGACUUAGCUAAGUCACGGUUGACAUUUACCAUGUUACACCCCGUAGUGUAGUUCAUUAUGCACAGGGGUUUCAAUUCUCAUUUAACACACAAUAACAACCAUUGGAUAAAAUAACAACAACACAACAAUAAUCUGCUAUCAUUUCUGUAAGGAAAAAAUUGAAAUGUGUUACUUUUUAGAUACAGAAGCAAUUUUAAAAAAAUGAUUUAAUAAAUACUUUUUAACAGUCUUAUAUUUAUAGCAGUUGUGAUAGUCAAAUAUAAUCCCAUAUUUGUUUGGUAAAAAAAAAUGUAUUGGCCUUGAAUUACGAGUCAUUUGUUUUGGCUUAUCUUUAUCAGGAACAAUGUUUUCUUCCUCAUUCAGUUAAUUAGUCAGUUCAGCUGUAUUAUGUUCACAGCCAUGUUGCAGUGUUCAUGAAAUAAAUAUAUAUAUAACAGAAAAUCAAUGCUGUUUCCUGUUCGUAAACAGCUGCUUU
Coregonus clupeaformis (lake whitefish) is the source of this 1744-nucleotide messenger RNA. RefSeq names its product doublesex- and mab-3-related transcription factor 1B. The transcript is spliced from 4 exons. Gene Ontology annotation, molecular function: RNA polymerase II cis-regulatory region sequence-specific DNA binding; DNA-binding transcription factor activity, RNA polymerase II-specific. The record is from RefSeq and is a predicted model, not a curated record. Bases 144 to 1169 code for a protein of 341 amino acids. Gene Ontology annotation, biological process: regulation of transcription by RNA polymerase II; sex differentiation; germ cell development. Lineage: Eukaryota; Metazoa; Chordata; Actinopteri; Salmoniformes; Salmonidae. Gene Ontology annotation, cellular component: nucleus.